Aspergillus wentii DTO 134E9 is the source of this 452-nucleotide messenger RNA. RefSeq lists its product as uncharacterized. The transcript has a single exon. The coding region runs from base 36 to 344 and encodes 102 amino acids. The record is from RefSeq and is a predicted model, not a curated record. NCBI's taxonomy places the organism in Eukaryota, Fungi, Ascomycota, Eurotiomycetes, Eurotiales, Aspergillaceae.
GCAAAUAUGAGUUAAUCGGGUUUCAUGUUAUUAUCAUGUGCCUUGGAAUGCAGUCUGACCACUCAUGUGCAAAUGUCUCAAUGUCCUCGGAAUCUCUGCCAUGUAAAACCUCUUCGACCGCAGGAAUCAUCGUAUUCCCCAUUUUAUAUGGAUUCCCCUCUGGGGCUGUUGUGUUCAUGUCAUUAGCCUGCUUCGCCCAGGUUCCUCGAGAUCCCCGCGAUAUUGGGUCGCACAUCCCGAUUGGGCAUGCUCUGCGUUGCCUUUGGUGCCUUGAUUAUUGCCACUCCAAUCAGUGGCGUGUUGAUGUCCCGUUAUGGGAGGUUCUGGUAGGCGUCCGUGUUUAGCAGCGUAGUGAUCGUGUCAUAGGUGAUGUCAUUUAUAUAACAGUUUAAACCUCACCAUGACGUCACCCGUCUGAUGAAGAUGCUCUUUCUACGCGACUGGAAUUUCCA